UUCAAAGAAGAGCGACAAAAAAAUACUCAUAGAUCAGGAGACUUCAUCAAAUAUCGACCAGUAAAGGCUGGGGGACAAAAGGAUUCAGUCAUGGUGGUGUUAAGGAAGGGAGACUAUGUGUGGGUGGACUGCAGUAAUGGGGUCCAAAUCGGAGCUGAAGUCAGACUUUCAGACACUGGGCAACUUCAGCUCAUCGACGAUGAGGGAAAGGAGCACAAGAUUAAAAAGGACAACUCCCUGAAGCCCAUGCAUCCCACCUCAGUGAACGGUGUGGAUGAUAUGAUAAGGCUGGGUGACCUAAAUGAGGCUGGACUGUUACGGAACCUUCUAGUGCGCUACAAAGAAGGAGCAAUCUAUACAUACACAGGUUCGAUUCUGGUGGCAGUGAACCCUUACCAGCUGCUGCCAAUCUACACUCCAGAGCAGGUGGAGCAGUACACAGACCGGCGGUUGGGUGAUCUCCCCCCGCAUGUCUUUGCCAUCGCAGACAGCUGUUUCUUCAACAUGCGACGGAACCGCAAAGACCAGUGCUGCAUCAUUAGUGGGGAGUCCGGAGCAGGAAAAACAGAGAGUACAAAACUCAUGCUGCAGUUUCUUGCGGCAGUGAGUGGGCAGCGCUCCUGGAUUGAGCAGCAGAUUCUAGAAGCCAACCCUAUCUUAGAAGCUUUUGGUAAUGCAAAGACCAUCCGCAAUGACAACUCCAGCCGCUUUGGAAAAUAUAUUGACAUCCACUUCAAUAAAAAUGGAGCAAUCGAGGGGGCCCGCUUUGAACAGUACCUACUCGAGAAAUCACGUGUUUGUCAACAGGCCCCACAAGAGAGAAACUACCACAUCUUUUACUGCAUGCUCAUGGGAAUGCCUCCUGACCAAAAGAAGAUCCUGUCUUUGGGACAUGCUGCAGAAUACAACUAUCUCACCAUGGGUCAGUGCACUUCAUGCGAAGGACGGGACGACAUAAAAGAGUAUGCCAGCUUCCGUUCAGCAAUGAAGAUCCUGACAUUCACAGAGAAUGACACGUGGGAAAUUAACAAGCUUCUUGCUGCCAUCCUACACCUGGGGAAUGUAGACUUUGAAGAAACCAUUAUGAACAACCUUGAGAGCUGUGAUGUUCUCUCUUCUACACAUUUCAAAAUGGCUGCACAGUUAUUAGAGGUGUCCCCAAAUGCCCUGGAUGUGAGCUUGACACAACGCUCUUUGAUGACUAACAGGGAGAGUGUGUCUAAACCUCUGACCUCAGCACAAGCAGUGGAUGGCAGAAAUGCCUUUGUAAAGGCCAUCUAUGGAAGGCUGUUUGUGUGGAUUGUUGAGAAAAUCAACAGUGCCAUUUACAAACCUCCUCCUGAUGACCCCAAACAUGUCCGACUUUCGAUUGGUUUGUUGGACAUUUUUGGCUUUGAAAACUUCAACAACAACAGCUUUGAACAGCUCUGCAUCAACUUUGCCAAUGAGCAGCUUCAGCAGUUCUUUGUGAAACAUGUCUUCAAGCUUGAACAACAGGAAUACACCCGCGAAAACAUCGUCUGGAACAACAUUGAAUUUAACGACAACCAGUGUACGCUUGAUGUUCUGGCCAUAAAGCCUCUCAACGUUCUCGCUCUUAUUGAUGAAGAGAGUCUCUUUCCUAAGGGCACAGAUGCUACAAUGCUUAACAAAAUGAAUCAGGUUCAUGUGAAGGGUGGCAUCUACAUGCCCCCCAAAAACAAUCACGACACACAGUUUGGAAUCCGGCAUUUUGCUGGAGUCGUCUACUAUGACUGCAAAGGUUUCCUUGAGAAGAACAGAGAUACUCUGAGCAAUGAUGUUAUCCAGCUGAUACACACAUCAUCCAAUAAGCUACUAAAGCAGAUAUUUCACAAUGAGCUCAGCACCACAGAGGCGAAAACUAGUUCCAACCACACUAUCGUCACCCCAAAAAACUCACUCCGGCAAACAACAGACUCAAAGAAACGUGUGCCUACAUUAUGUGGGCAGUUUCGUCAGUCACUGGACUCUUUAAUGAAGACUCUAACUGCCUGCCAGCCUUUCUUUAUUCGCUGUAUUAAACCCAAUGACUUCAAGAAACCUAUGCUCUUUGACAGGGAACUGUGUAUCCGUCAACUUCGUUACUCUGGAAUGAUGGAGACUAUCCGCAUUAGGAAGGCUGGCUAUCCCAUCCGUCACACAUUUGAUGAGUUUCUAGAGCGUUACCGUGUGCUUCUCAAGUCCAGUGUUUGUGACCCCAAAACUGAGAGUGCCAAGAAAUGCUGUGAAAGCAUCUGUGAGAACGUUCUGACUGAAGAGGACUGGAAGAUCGGCAAGACUAAAGUGUUUCUGAAGGAUUUCCAUGAUACUGUUUUGGAACUGGCACGAGACAGGGCUCUCAAUAAGAAGGCACUUGUUAUUCAGAGAGUCCUGAGAGGAUAUAAACACAGGAAAGUAUUCCUGAGAAAGAAAAGCGCAGCUGUGACCAUACAGAAAACCUGGCGAGGACACAAAGUCAGAAAACUUUACAGAGUGGUCCAGUUGGGUUUUGCCCGUCUGCGGGCUCAAGUACGCUCUCGUCAGAUGACCUGGCAGUAUAAACGGAAGCGACAAGCAACUAUUCUGCUUCAGGCUCAGACUCGUGGCUUCCUGAUGAGGAAGGAGUGGAAACGGAAGAGAGCGGCAGUGAUACUCCUGCAGGCUCACACCAGAGGAACUCUAGCCAGAAAAGCUGUCAAGAAGAUGAAGAGAGAUGCUUCCCUCUCGCUUCAGGAACGUAGAGCAGAAGAACUUGCUGCUCUAGAGAGGCAAAGGAGGCUUGAUGAAAUUCUGCGGCAGAAAAAAGAAAGAGAGUCGGCUGACCAGUUGGAAUCCAUCACAGACCAGGAAAUGGUGGAUGAUAUCUUUGGCUUCUUGCCUAGCAUGGUUGGCGGACAGGAGGGCCAGGCACCUGUGGGCUUUGAGGACUUCGAGGGAAAACGAGCGGUGCUUGAAGAGGUGGAUCUGGAUGAGGCUCCAAUGAUGGCGAUUCCAGAGGAAGACUAUGAUGAUUUGGAUGAGUACUCGUUCUCCAAGUUUGCUUCCAUGUACUUCCAGGGCACUGCCACACCCACACACAUUCGCCAGAGAUUACAACAGCCUCUGCUCUACCAUGAGGACGAGAAUGAUGUCCUGGCUUCACUAACAGUUUGGUGGAUGAUCUUGAGAUUUAUGGGUGACCUUCCUGAACCAAAGGCUCAGGGGGUCUCUAGAAGUAGACCAGCCUUUGCAGAAGGCUCUCUUCAGAAGGAUGUGGCCUCCAGACAGGAUAGACGCCUCAGCCAUAUGGUGGGCCUGGACCAGAGAAUGAAAAAUACAAGAAACACUCCGAACAGGAAACUCAGUACAGUUCCAGAAGACGCUUCCCGCAACAGAAAAUCGUCAACUUUUACAGACUUACUGGCCCGGAACAAAAAAUCUGUCCAAGAUGAUGGUGUUCCAAGCCGCAAACUGUCUGCCAUACCUGAGCAGGGUCCAAGAAACAGAAAGACUUCAACUUUCACUGAUAUAAUGUCCCGAAACAGAAGGAUCCCCACAGCUCCUGAGGGGCCUCAAUCCAACAGAAGAACCAGUAGAAAACCAUCUGUUAUAGCAGAAGAGGCAGAGGAUGGGACUGAAGUUUCCAAACAACCCACUGUGCAAACUAUUAGUGAAGAAGAUGAAAUGAACACAGACGGACUCACCCUGGACCGGCCAAUGACAUCUCUUGAAAAGUUACAUAUCAUUGUUGGAUAUGCCAUUGUCAGACGUGACCUCAGGGAUGAAAUCUACUGCCAGAUCUGUAAGCAGCUCCAAGAGAACUCAAACCGUGGCAGCUUCUUCCGUGGCUGGAUCCUCCUGUGCAUCUGUUUGGGCAUUUUUCCUCCUACCGAGCGCUUCAUCAAGUACCUGAAAAGUUUUCUUCGUUUUGGUCCUGUGGGAUACGCGCCUUACUGCGCCGACCGACUGAGGCGCACUGUUGCCAAUGGAGUGCGUGGAGAGCCUCCCUGCUGGCUGGAGCUCCAGGCCACCAAGUCCAAGAAACCCAUUGUCAUCUCAGUAACUAUGAUGGAUGGCAGGACUAUCAGUUUGCCUGUAGAUUCUGCCACAACAUCUAAAGAGGUCUGCCAAAUGCUCUCACAGAAAGUCAAACUUCAGGACACAUUUGGCUUCUCACUUUACGUAGCUUUAUAUGACAAGGUGUGGUCCCUAGGAAGUGGCCGUGAGCAUGUGAUGGAUGCCAUCUCUCAGUGUGAGCAGGAAGUGAAGAGGAAGGGUGGGCAGGAGCAACAUGCCCCUUGGCGUCUCUUCUUCCGUAAAGAGAUCUUCACACCUUGGCAUGACUGCAGCCAGGAUAACGUCAGCACAGACAUUAUCUACAGACAGGUCAUCAGAGGCCUGAAAUAUGGAGAAUACCAGUGUGAGAAGGAGGAAGACACUGUUGCGCUUGCAGCAAAGCACUUCUAUGUGCAGUUUGGAUCAGACAUGAGUAUGGAGAAUACCAGGACUGUAGUUAAGGAGUGCAUUAACUCCAAACUACUGGAGGCCAAGUCAGAAGAAAAGUGGACCCAGAUGGUCAACACAGCACAUGCGCAGGGCCCAUUAAUAAACACUCGGACCAAGUCUGAUAAAGUCAAAGCAGAGGUGGUUGAUUAUGCUCGUCAAAAGUGGCCAAUGCUCUUCUCCAAGUUUUUUGAAGUUGCCAAGUUAUCUGGUCCUUCUCUACCAAAGAGCAAGUUCAUCUGUGCCAUUAAUUCAAUGGGAAUAACAUUCCUAGAUGAACGAGAAAAGAAUCUCCUGGUGCUGUCUUACCCAGAGCUCACCGGGGUCAAUGCUAUCAGAGAAAGGAAAUGUGUGUGUUUGCUGACUCUGAAAGGAGACUUCACACUGAAUGCAAUCACGGCCACUGACAUCUCAGAUCUGGUAGCCAUGUUCCUGGCAGGCCUGAUACAACGUUCACAAUAUGCUGUGACCCUACAGGAGGUUAAUAGACAAGAUGAUAAAACAUUUCUCAGCUUCAAGAAGGCAGAGCUCAUCUACCUCAUUAAGGAUGAUGAGUUUUCUGUUGCCCGCGGCUGGUUGAAGGGUAAGAAUGAGCGGACAGGAGAAAUUGGCGCGGUCCCUGCAGAUGCUGUCUUGAUUCUUCCAACUCUUACGAAGCCAACAAAUGAAGUCCUGAGCCUGAUCAGCUUGUCCCCAGAUCAGAGAAAGACCAUCAUAGACAACUCUGUAAAAGGAACCAUCACUGAAAGAGUGGCUCCUUCAACUCUAAAAGAUUUCUCUGUUGAUUAUUUCAGGCAGCCCAUCAAAGAUGUGAACAGACAGGUCAUCUCUAAGAAUGCAGCACCUGAGAGGCUGUGGGCCAACUCCAGAGAACCCAUCAGACAGCCCCUGCUAAAAAGACUGGUGGGCAAUCCAGAUUUAAGCCCACUAGCCUGCAAUGCCUUCACUGCUAUUCUGAAGUACAUGGGUGACUACCCAACUAGACAGGUCCAGAGCCCCCUGGAACUCACAGACCAGAUCUUUGGCCCACCUACAGGAAAUGAGGAGCUCAGAGAUGAGAUCUACUGUCAGAUCAUGAAACAAAUGACCAGCAAUAACAACAGGUACAGUGUGGAGCAGGGCUGGCAGCUGCUGUGGCUGUGCUGUGGUCUCUUUCCUCCCAGUAACUCUCUGCUGAAACAUGCUCAGCGUUUUAUUGAGACACGCAAACGAGAGCCAUUGGCCACAGACUGCCUCCAGAGACUGCAAGGGGCUCGGAGAAUGGAGCCCAGAAAGCUUCCACCUCACCAGGUGGAGGUUGAUGCAAUUCAGCAGAACAGCACCCAGAUCUUCCACAAAAUUCAGUUCCCCAAUGACACUCAAGAGAAUUUUGAGGUGGCAUCCAACACCAAGAUAAAGGACCUGGUCCGGACCAUUGCUAAUAAACUCAUGUUGUCCUCAGCUGAAGGUUUCAGCAUCUUUGUGAAAACUCCUGAUAAGGUUCUGAGUCUGAAUGAAACUGACUACUUCUUUGACAGCCUGAGACAGAUUACUGACUGGUCCAGGAGAGCAAAGAGAGUGAAUCAGGCGGGUGGUCCAGUGAAUGUGUCCUACACGGUUUUCUUUAUGAGAAAACUAUGGUUCAACAUUAUCCCUGGUAGAGAUGUGGAGGCGGAUCUCAUCUUCCAUUAUCCACAGGAGUUGCCCAAGUACUUGAGAGGUUAUCAUCGUUGUACCAAAGAAGAAAUGGUGAUGCUAGGCGCUCUACUCUUCAGGAUGAAAGUGGACAAUGAUAAAACUCAGUUUCCCAUGAUUCCUAGGAUGCUGAAAGACCUGGUGCCUAAUGACCAGCUUAAAGCCAUGUCUGCUGAUGAAUGGAAAAAGCACAUUUUUGCUGAGUACAACAAGCAAACUGGCACGACUGUGGAACAGGCAGUGAUUGGCUUUUUAAAGAUUGUCUACAAAUGGCCCACAUUUGGCUGUGCCUUUUUUGACGUGAAACAAACAUCAGAGCCCAAUUUCCCUGACAUUGUGAGAAUUGCCAUUAGCAAACAGGGCGUCACUGUCAUUCACCCCAAAACAAAGGACAUUCUGGCAGUGCAUCCAUAUAACAAAAUUGCAAACUGGUGCAGUGGAAGCACAUACUUCCACAUGACUGUAGGAAACCUUGUCAGAGGGAACAAAAUCCUGUGUGAAACUUCCCUGGGCUAUAAAAUUGAUGACCUGCUGACUUCCUACGUCAACAUGUAUCUUAAUGAGAAGAGAGGACAAAGACGGAGUCAACACUUUGACUAAAAAUAACAGACCAGCAAUGACUUUACUGUGCCUUUCUUUUAAAGACACAUUCACAUAUACAAACACACAUUCACAUAUAAAAACACAACCAAUGGGAAAUGUUCAAAAUAACAUGAAUUUAUCAAACUAAAUAAUGGUGUGGAUUUAUUGUUCAAUGUGAUAUACUAUAUAUACUGCAAAAUGGGAUGCCAACUGUUGUGAUAAAAUUUAAAGCUGUUUUUCCUCAAUAUGUUGCCAGAAUGUGAAGACUGUAAUUUCAGUCAGAUUACUGGUUGACUAAUAUUAAAUGAUAUAAAUGAGUCAUUACAGUCAGUGGAUCAUAUUAUUGGUGCAUUUAAGUGAAAUUGCCAAAUAAAUGACUAUGAGGUGUA
This is a messenger RNA of Sinocyclocheilus grahami, 7127 nucleotides long. Its product is annotated as unconventional myosin-VIIa-like. The transcript is spliced from 48 exons. Bases 91 to 6756 code for a protein of 2221 amino acids. Gene Ontology annotation, molecular function: ATP binding; cytoskeletal motor activity; protein binding. NCBI's taxonomy places the organism in Eukaryota, Metazoa, Chordata, Actinopteri, Cypriniformes, Cyprinidae. Gene Ontology annotation, cellular component: myosin complex; cytoskeleton. The record is from RefSeq and is a predicted model, not a curated record.